Molecule: messenger RNA, 1548 nt
Organism: Colletotrichum karsti
Lineage: Eukaryota; Fungi; Ascomycota; Sordariomycetes; Glomerellales; Glomerellaceae
Exons: 3
Coding region: 1-1548 (515 amino acids)
Source: RefSeq, a predicted model, not a curated record
AUGUCAGACCAGCAUUACAUCGACCACGCGGACCGAUACGGGGAGCGCUGCUCUCCAUCUAUCCAGCCCGCCACAACGGCAUACCCUGAACCCCCAUACUCUGUGACUACAUUCAGCCAACCCCAGCAAGCCGAACCUCAUCUUUUGACCCCAGUGUCUGGCGUCAGUUCCCCUUCUAUUCAGGACACCGCAAAGAUGAUGCAACAUCAUCCUUCCACGACAGCGCCCAUGUACCAGUCGAGCCCCGCCAACUGGUCCAACACUUUCGACAUGAGCGCACCUCACAGCCAGGCCCCAUCUCCACUACCGGCCAUGCAAACAGCAGAAAGUCAUUUUGAGCAAAACUACAUUCCUAUCAAGGACGAAAUGCCCGAGGCCCCUGCCCCGUACUUCGGCUCUUAUGGUGUUUCUGAACAGCACGAAUCCGACCAAGGCUCUCUGUCUCCCCAAAUGCACAACACUUUCUACCCGAUGACCACGGGUGCCUCCAUUUUCGAGCCGAGCCCGAUGAUGACCGGACCGGACUUGGCCAUGGCUCAUCAGCAUCCCUUUGCCCCUCCCCACAAUUUUCCUUUGGCCGCGCAAGCACCCGUGUAUCCGUCAAACAACUUUUCGGACAGCAGGGACAAGAUGCGUAGGAGGCCGAGCUUCGGGCUCCCCUACCCUAGCCAGAUCAACCGUACAGCCAGCAACCCCCGCGACCGUCAACCGCGUGUGAGGAGACCGGCUCGCAUGAGGAACCGUCCCGACGAACCUCCCAAGCCCGCAACCCAGUCAACCCCUCUGCCUCCGACAACGGACGAGCAACCAGGCGAACUUAUCAUCAAGCCCAACUGCCCUCCGUUCGAACGGUUCCUGUUCGAGCGGCGACAUGAGCUGGAAACACGAAAGGGAGAGGGCAUGUGGAAAGUAAUCCAAGGCGAAUUCAACGAAGCAUUCAACACAACGUCAAACAUCGAGCGCCUACAGAUGAUGGUCCAAAGGGGAAGAUCGCAAUAUCUCGGCUGGCCGACAUCAGAGGACGAAAGACUGAAAGAAGCCUUGCUUUGGGGCGAGGGGCAGUUCUUCAAGAUGGUGUACAUGAAGUUCAGAGAACUAGGUGGUGGCAAGGCCGCACACUGGGGCCAAGGCGACAUCGAGGCUCGCGCGGUAGAGUUGGGAUGGGCGAGCAGUCAAUACGAGCCCUCGCCAAUGGACCCGACCAAGAACGUCCGUAGACGCAGGAAGGUCAACGCCCGCCGUCAUUCCGCCGCGGGUAACCCGACACCGGAAGCGAUACAGAUGACGGCAGAUGAGCGGUCUGAUCUGAUCAAUGAUAUCAUCGAAACCAGGAAUCUGAAGCCCGAGUUUGAAGAGGAGGAGGACGCGCGCCUCGAGAUGCAGCAAAUGCGUCUUCAACAAGCGCAAGCAAAGGCCACACGUGGCGCCAAGCAACAGCAAACCCAGGAGGAGCUACUCGCGAGCGGUGGACGCGUAACAAGGAGCGUGAAGCCGUCAGCGACAAAGGCCGCCGGCAAGGCCCGUGUUCAGAAGCCGCGAGCUGCUUAA